AUGUCAGAUCAUUCACCAAGAGAGAGAGAAAGAGAACAGAGAAGCGGUAGUCGUGACAGAAGAGGCGAUGGCCGAGGACAAUCAAACUCAAGCGAGAGACGAGGUAGAAGUCGCAGCAGAGAGGAUAGAAGAAAUAAGGACCCUGAGACAUUCACUCAGAUCUACGUGGCAAAACUCAGUAGAAGAACAAGAGAUGACGAUCUCAAGGAUGCCUUUUCUAAAUUCGGAAAAAUCAACCAAGUGGUCCUUAAAAACGCCUUCGCCUUUAUCGACUAUGACACACAUGAAGGAGCAGUUCUUGCAGUCAAAGAAAUGAACGGAAAGACUUUCGUCAACGGAGAAGAGCUCGUAUGCCAGGAGGGAAGAGAAGAAAGACAGGGCCAUAGAACAAUGAUGUGUGCUAUAAUUGUCAAAGAAGCGGUCAUUGGUAAGUUCAUACCAGUCAAAGAGCAGCUCGUAAUAACUCAUAUAUUUUAUGGCGGGCGAAUGAGUGCAGAUACAGGAGAAAAAGUAGAGAUAGAAGAAGAUCUAGAUCUAGAUCUGAUAGACGCUACAGAAGAAAUUCGUAAUUUAAUUUUGAUUCAUGGAUAUAGUCGAUCAAGAUCACCCAGAGGAGGCAGAAGAGGCGGCUUCAGAGAAAGAAGUUCAUCUUUUAGAGGUGGUAGAGGUGAUAGUAGAUCUAGAGACCUCAAGGAAGGAAGAUGCUUUGGAUGUGGAAAAAGAGGCCAUAUGAAGAGACAUUGUCCUGAGCUUGGUGGAGGUAGAUCAAGAUCCAGAUCAAGAGGUGGCGGAAACAGAUUCAGAGACACCAAAAGAAAUGGUGGAGGCAGGCAUCACAGCAGAAGUGGUUCUUCAUCAAGAUCAAGAGGAGCCAGAGACAACAAAAGAAGAAGUCAUGCUAGAUCAAGCAGCAGAGGUAGCGCAAGAAGAUCUCCAAGUAGAGGAGCAAGAGGAAGCUACAGCCGCAACCCUGAGAGAGGAGGAGAAAAUCCAAGAAGCUAUCAUAAUGGAAAUGAUGCCUCAAUGCAUGGAUCUAAACUCAGCAACUGA
Messenger RNA from Stylonychia lemnae, 1050 nucleotides. Lineage: Eukaryota; Ciliophora; Spirotrichea; Sporadotrichida; Oxytrichidae. The record is from the annotation of a GenBank genome assembly.